This is a messenger RNA of Penicillium antarcticum, 2049 nucleotides long. RefSeq lists its product as uncharacterized. Bases 1 to 2049 code for a protein of 682 amino acids. NCBI's taxonomy places the organism in Eukaryota, Fungi, Ascomycota, Eurotiomycetes, Eurotiales, Aspergillaceae. Gene Ontology annotation, molecular function: protein binding. The transcript has 5 exons. The record is from RefSeq and is a predicted model, not a curated record.
AUGGCCAGCAACCGCACUCGUCGUGUUGGCAAAGAGAUUGCCGACAUCCAUGCCGACACACAUUCCCAGGUCAUGGUUGAGCCCUUUGGAGACUCAGACGAUAUAACUCACCUUCGUGGAUCAUUCCCAGGACCACCUGGUACUCCAUAUGAAGGUGGCACCUACACAAUCGAUAUCAAAAUCCCUACCGACUAUCCCUUCCGUCCACCUACAAUGAAGUUUGAGACUAAAGUGUGGCAUCCCAAUGUCAGCAGCCAGACAGGUGCAAUCUGUCUUGAUACAUUAUCUAGUGCCUGGUCACCAGUACUCACCAUCAAGUCUGCCUUGCUGUCUUUGCAAUCUUUGCUCAGCACCCCGGAACCCAAGGACCCACAAGAUGCUGAAGUAGCCAAUAUGCUUCUCAGAACACCAAAGGAAUUCGACCGUGUUGCCCGUGAAUGGGCAGUUCUCUACGCUGGCGCCCCGAUGAGCAGCACAGGAAAAGGAACUGGCGCCAGCUCCGAUGAGGCGAAGCAGGGUACCGGUGUUGAUAUUCUGGCGAAAUAUGAUGGAUACAACAAGGAUUUGAUCGACCGUUUUGGCAGCAUGGGUUUUGAUGUGGAACAGGUUGUAGCUGCUUUCCAGUUUGUCGAUGCUCCCCGACGAGGAGGACAGGAUUAUGAAUUGGAAGAAGGUCGCAUGGCAGAUAUUACUGCUCGACUUCUUGCUCCUGAUCACGGUCGGUCUCAGCCAUCAAGCUCAAAACAAAAAAAGGCGGGCGCCAUGAUCGAAGACGACAUCUACCGUACCUCGUCUCAAUUUCGACUAUGGUCUUACACUGAGGCUUCUUUGCAAUCACUUCGAGCCACCACAAAUGCUGUGGCCAGUGAGCGUGUGCGGGCUGCCUUGCGCAGGGCUCGCGAGACUCAUCUGUCGGCCGCAUCCUCUGCACCUGGCACGCCGCAGCCGGGUAGCGAUGUGGAUGGCAAAAGCAGCGAAGAGAAGCCCAUUGAGUGUUUGACACCGGAGGAGGAGCUUGUUCUGGUGCGGUAUUAUUGCGAGAAGACGCUGGAGCUCGGGGAGACAUACAAGCCGCCGUUGCCAACAAUGGUUCGGGCUACUGCGAUCCAAUACCUUCGCCGCUUCUACCUAACAAACUCGCCUAUGACAUACCAUCCGAAGUCGAUCAUGGCGUGCGCGCUUUUCCUUGCGACGAAGACCGAUAACUACUACAUGUCGCUUCGUCAAUUUGCAGAUGGUAUUCCGGGAGACACAACGACAGAGGAUGUUAUUACACCAGAGUUUCUGCUCAUGCAGGGACUUCGUUUCACCUUUGACGUACGGCAUCCGUUCCGAGGACUCGAAGGUGGCAUCAUGGAACUUCAAGCUAUUGCACGUGGCCAAGGACAAGCAGCUCCUCAUCUACCACAUGAAACUCCUGAAGACCUGCAACAGGGGUUGAUGUCCAUUGCACCUCCUCCAGUCCCAUCAUCAUCAAUGUCCGAUCGCAUCGCGCGAGCCCACGGCACGACUCGUGAGCUGCUCAAGACCGCAGCGCAAAUGACCGAUGUGUACUUCCUCUACACCCCCUCCCAAAUAUGGCUUUCCGCCUUUCUCAUAGCCGAUCGUCCCUUGGCCGAAUUCCUUCUGGACGUCAAACUCGGUGGGCCCGUCACACCCGCCACAGCUACCCCCGAUACAAGCCAAAAUGGUCUCCAAAAUCCUCUAUAUGAAAUCCGCUGCAAGCUUCAUCGCGUCUUGACCGACUGCACUGCUUUCCUCCAAUCCUAUACGCCACUCUCCUCCGACCCAGCCCAAAUGAAGAGUCUCAAACGCAUCGCAAAGAAGCUAUAUCAUUGUCAAAACCCUGAGAAGGCGAACAUGGCCGCCCAGAAGCGUGAAUCAGCUCAGCCAUCAACUGCCGUACAGAGCGAAUCCGGGAUGGCCAACUCUGAGAGUGAGUCGGAACGUCUAGCGAAGAAGCGGAAGUUGGAGCAAGAACAAAAGACUCGCGAGAGCAACGAUGUCUUUGGACCCGAGCUGGUCACUCAGCGAACAAAAGAGCAGUAA